Molecule: messenger RNA, 2422 nt
Organism: Mizuhopecten yessoensis (Yesso scallop)
Lineage: Eukaryota; Metazoa; Mollusca; Bivalvia; Pectinida; Pectinidae
Product: retinoic acid receptor RXR-alpha-B-like
Exons: 7
Coding region: 262-1659 (465 amino acids)
Biological process (GO): regulation of DNA-templated transcription; retinoic acid receptor signaling pathway
Cellular component (GO): nucleus
Molecular function (GO): nuclear receptor activity; zinc ion binding; sequence-specific DNA binding
Source: RefSeq, a predicted model, not a curated record
UUUUUUAACCAAACAUAAGCAAUGAUGUGCAUUGUGAAUAACUAUUUCUUUGUUAUAAAUGCUUUUAAUGAUAAAUAAAGGGCAAAUUUGUCAAGCGUUUGAAAGACGCUGAUGUUAUUUACAAGAAAAGCGACAAUGGCUUCCACUGUUGAGAGAGCGGCGGAGAGAGCUGCCUGAAUCCUCUGAGUUCUAUUUAAAGACACAAACAUCUUCUUAGAAUAUAAAGGAUUCUUUUCCUAGAUCCUAAUAAAAAGUAUCACUAUGGAACAGAACCCUGAUCCUAACCCCAUAAGUCCUGGACACAUGAACAUGGAGCAGAAUGUCGCCACCUCGAGUCUGCCAGAGACAACACACAUACACAUAGAGCAGGCACAGAUGUCGUCCAGCGGGUCACAACAACACAACCCUAUAACGUCUCGAAUGCAAAAUGUAGUGAUACAUGUCAACGAAUCUGGAGAGGGACUGUUCUCACCUGACGGAAACGUGGUCUUCUCUACGCAGCAACAUCAUCUGGAGACAAAUGCAAACAGUCAGUCGCCUCCUCCAAUAUAUGUUUCGUCGCUCAAGCCGAUGAAUGACAAUAUGAUUCAGAUUGAGACUGUUACAGAUGUAGAUCAAUCAGACUCGUCCACCAAACAGAGUGGGAUGAUGAGCUGCUUGGUGUGUAGCGAUAAAGGGUCAGGCUACCAUUAUUCUGUAUUCUCCUGUGAGGGGUGUAAAGGAUUUUUCAAGCGGACAGUUCAGAAAAACUUAAUAUACACGUGUAAAGACGUUGGCAACUGUAGUAUUAACAAAUUCACCAGGAACAAUUGUCAAUACUGUAGGUUUAUGAAAUGUCAGCAGAUGGGUAUGAAAAGAGAAGCUGUGCGCGAGGACCGUUCUCCGGGAGGGAAACAUCGCCACAAACGCCCACGUCUGGAGGACAUGCAGUCUAUAUUUGGCACUGACGGGGGGCUUAGCAUGCUCUCCGACACAGAUCGACGCUCAGAGAUCUACGAUCAGACAAUAGAAGGCCUUAUCCAGGCAAAGGCUGAUCUGAUGCCGCACUUUGAUGGUGCAACUGGUCUACAAAGUAUGGGAAUCAAUGAGAUGAUGCAGUUUGGCUAUGCUGAACUCAAGUUUAUUAUCGACUGGGCAAAGAAAGUACCAGGGUUUCAAGAUUUUUGUAUUGAGGACCAAAUGGCUCUCCUGAAAUCGUCCUUCAUGGAACUGAACAUCCUUCGACUUUCCUUCAGGUCCAUUGAUUAUGACGAGUCUAUUAAGUUCGCUGACGGGUUCAUUCUGCCUGCUGAAGUUGCUAAGGGGAUGGGGUUUGGGAAGGAGCUUGUGACGGCCAUCAGUGAGUUCAGUCGACGACUCAAGGAGAUGGAAAUGGACAUAGUGGAAUUCAACAUCAUGAACGCCAUCGUUCUUACUUAUCCAGAUGCAGCCGGUCUGAAGGAGAAGACCAGCAUCACCGUGUACCAAACAAAGAUGCUGGAUGUCUUACGUCACUAUAUGACACAGACGCAUCCCGACGACCCACGACGAUACGGCAAGAUGUUACUACGGUUACCGUCACUAAGGACAGUCAGUGCCAAGGCUGCAGAGAGAUUUCUCUCCCUCACUCUAGAUGGCUCAAUUCAGCUCAACGACCUUGUGCUUGAAAUGAUAAAUUAACUCAAAGGAAUCACUUUUGAAUAAAAUGAAUUCUCUCUAAAAGCCAAUGACUUUGUUUUCAAAAGGAUAAUAACGGUUUGUGACUUAUUAUCUGUACCGUUCAGGAUGUUCUCAAACAAAUUUUACCAAUGAAAUUCAUAUCUGUAUAUAUACUGUACCUGAAUAGGAUUCUGGGUUAUACCGAUUGCCCAUGAUACUAGACCCUCUCGUUCUUUAAACUGUAUACCAGGAAGUGUUUGUCGUAGUUCAAGUUUCAUCCUACGAUACCUGGGCCGUUUUUCGUUUUAAUCGGUUUAACAGGUCCGACCACAGUUGUUCGUUUAUUAAAUAAUGUUGAACCUAGUUAUCUGAUGGUGCCUUCAGGCGAGCCUCGACCAAGCCUUCAAGGCCUGCAUCAAUAUUUGCAGGUCCGUGGCGAUUUAUACUCAAAAAUGUUACAUUUAAAAGUGGACGUAUCGGUUGUUCUGCAUAAACGAACAGGCCCCUAAUGUUUCCAUUUUGAAGGCAAAAACCCUGACCAAUUAAGGAUCAUACCGGUGAAGAGUAAACACAUCAUUGAGCCAAUAAGUUUAAGGAUACAGUAUCACAAGUGAAAUAUGGCAAGUGAACUUGAUCAACUGGUUUCGUAAAUGAUUGAAGUACGUUAUCCAUAAAUAAUCACGAACUAGGUAAAAUGGGUGAUUUUCUUUGUAAUGAUGUGCUCAAAUUUGUGAUUGGUGACAAAGAAUUGCUCGUUUUUUUUUUAUUAAAACGUCUAAUCAUU